AUGAUAAAAGAGUACUUGGACAAAAUUUUUGAAAAAAACAAAAAUGUCUCCAGUGAGACAUAUGACACGUCAACACUUGGUGAAAUACCCGCAGAUGUAAUAUCACCUAUGCGGGAAUCUACUAUGGAUAAUUCCAGUUCUAAGGAUUCGGGUGCACAGUAUGUAACACUUAAAAGUAUCAAGGAGGAGCAUAAAAUAAAGGUGAAUAUGAUGAACAUAGGUGCUUUGAUUCUAAUAGGCGCAUCUAUUAGUACUUUAACUGGCUUGUAUAAAGGGGUUCGAAAGGUACUGAGUCAUAAUAACACUGGCAAAAUCUACACAAUUUUAUUAAACCAUGUAGUAAAGGAAGGCGCAGGCUUGUCUAACACUUUAGGAAUUAUUGGAGUAUACUAUAGUGGGUGUUAUAUAUUGUUGAAUAGAUUCCUCCCAAAGUCUAAUGAUGAUACGAAUAUGUUUAUAUCCGCUACAAGUUCUGGUUUAAUAUUCAAAUCAACAUUUGUUGGUGGUGCAAUAGAUCUGUGUGGUUCAACUGCUUACUAUAUGUACAACAACUUCAAAAAUAAUGGUUUCAAAAAUUGGAAGGAAAUCUGA
This is a messenger RNA of Teleopsis dalmanni, 591 nucleotides long. Its product is annotated as mitochondrial import inner membrane translocase subunit Tim23-like. The transcript has a single exon. Bases 1 to 591 code for a protein of 196 amino acids. The record is from RefSeq and is a predicted model, not a curated record. NCBI's taxonomy places the organism in Eukaryota, Metazoa, Arthropoda, Insecta, Diptera, Diopsidae.